GGCGGGGACGGGCCUGGCGCCGGCGGCGGCGGAGGGGGCGCCGCGGGCGGGCGAUGUGAGCGCGGCGCUCUCCGCAGAUUACGCUUCAUGUCAGUAGAAAUGGACAGCAGCAGUUUUAUUCAGUUUGAUGUGCCCGAGUACAGCAGCACCGUUCUGAGCCAGCUAAACGAACUCCGCCUGCAAGGGAAACUAUGUGACAUCAUUGUCCACAUUCAGGGUCAGCCGUUCCGAGCCCACAAAGCAGUCCUUGCGGCCAGCUCCCCCUAUUUCCGGGACCAUUCAGCGUUAAGUACCAUGAGUGGCUUGUCAAUAUCAGUGAUUAAAAAUCCCAAUGUGUUUGAACAGUUGCUUUCAUUUUGUUACACUGGAAGAAUGUCCUUGCAGCUGAAGGAUGUUGUCAGUUUUCUGACUGCAGCUAGCUUUCUUCAGAUGCAGUGUGUCAUUGACAAGUGCACGCAGAUCCUAGAGAGCAUCCAUUCAAAAAUCAGUGUUGGAGAUGUGGACUCUGUGACCGUCGGUGCGGAAGAGACUCCAGAGAGUCGUAACGGAGUUAAAGACAGCAGCUACUUUGCCAACCCGGUGGAGAUCUCCCCUCCAUACUGCUCUCAGGUACGGCAGCCUACCACAAGCAGUGACCUUCGGAUGGAGGCGACACCCAGCAAAGCUUUGCGCAGCCGUUUCCAGGAGGAAGGGCACUCGGACCGAGGGAGCAGCGGGAGCGUCUCUGAGUACGAGAUUCAGGUCGAGGGGGACCACGAGCAAGGGGACCUGCUGGGGAGGGAGAGCCAGAUCACCGAGGUGAAGGUGAAGGUGGAGAAGUCUGACCGUCCCAGCUGUUCCGACAGCUCCUCCCUGGGAGACGAUGGGUACCACACCGAGAUGGUUGAUGGGGAACAGGUUGUGGCCGUGAAUGUGGGCUCCUAUGGUUCUGUGCUCCAGCACGCCUACUCCUACUCCCAGGCAGCUUCACAGCCAGCCGGCGUAUCUGAAGCUUUUGGAAGUUUGAGUAAUUCCAGCCCAUCCAGAUCCAUGCUGAGCUGUUUCCGAGGAGGUCGUGCCCGCCAGAAGCGGGCUCUGUCUGUCCAUCUGCACAGUGAUCUGCAGGGCUUGGUGCAGGGUUCCGACAGUGAAGCUAUGAUGAACAACCCCGGGUUUGAGAGCAGCCCCCGGGAGAGGAGUGCAAGAGGUCACUGGUACCCGUACAAUGAGAGGUUGAUCUGUAUUUACUGUGGAAAGUCCUUCAACCAGAAGGGAAGCCUUGACAGGCACAUGCGACUCCAUAUGGGAAUCACCCCCUUUGUGUGCAAGUUCUGCGGGAAGAAGUACACGCGGAAGGACCAGCUGGAGUACCACAUCCGGGGCCAUACCGACGACAAACCAUUCCGCUGUGAGAUCUGCGGGAAGUGCUUUCCAUUCCAAGGUACCCUCAACCAGCACCUGCGGAAAAACCACCCUGGCAUAGCUGAAGUCAGGAGUCGCAUCGAGUCCCCUGAGAGAACAGAUGUGUAUGUGGAACAGAAACUAGAAAACGAUGCGUCGGCCUCAGAGAUGGCCCUAGAUUCCCGGAUGGAAAUUCACACGGUGUCUGAUGCUCCUGAUUAAGAUGGUAAAGAAGCGCACCCACACAAAGCACAUUAAUCAAUGCCUAUUUGUGAUUUGCUUUGUUGUAAUCUUUGGUUUUCCCAACCAUCUGGAAAUCUCUUGGUCUCUUGGCAGUUUUUCUAAGGUUUCUGGAAGGAACACUUCAUUGUGUUUAUCCUCUCCCCCACCCUCCCUCCCUCAAGGAGCUCAAAGCAUGAAGGGCAGCGUAUCCAGGGAAAACACAGGCUGACAGUAUUCCUCUUUGGCUGAACUCUUCAUCCAAAAUCUGCCAGUGAUUUAGCUAUGCCAACUGGUUGACCCUGCAUUCUCUGCCAAGAGGCAUACUCUCUCAUUGUGUGCACUGGCACCAGUGCAUUUCCGUGGAGGGAGACUGGGAUGCCGUCAGCUGAUACAAAUGGGUAACCUUUUCUAAUUUAAAAUUACUUUU
Molecule: messenger RNA, 2029 nt
Organism: Eubalaena glacialis (North Atlantic right whale)
Lineage: Eukaryota; Metazoa; Chordata; Mammalia; Artiodactyla; Balaenidae
Gene: ZBTB34
Product: zinc finger and BTB domain containing 34
Exons: 2
Coding region: 88-1602 (504 amino acids)
Biological process (GO): regulation of transcription by RNA polymerase II
Molecular function (GO): RNA polymerase II cis-regulatory region sequence-specific DNA binding; DNA-binding transcription factor activity, RNA polymerase II-specific; protein binding
Source: RefSeq, a predicted model, not a curated record